Diorhabda sublineata is the source of this 3378-nucleotide messenger RNA. RefSeq names its product ATP-binding cassette sub-family F member 3. Gene Ontology annotation, molecular function: ATP hydrolysis activity; ATP binding. Lineage: Eukaryota; Metazoa; Arthropoda; Insecta; Coleoptera; Chrysomelidae. The record is from RefSeq and is a predicted model, not a curated record. The transcript is spliced from 13 exons. The coding region runs from base 215 to 2347 and encodes 710 amino acids.
AAAUGAAUAACUGGUACGGAACCAAUCGGAGAUUUGUUGCUAGAAUCGAACUUUGUCGUAAAAUUUUUAUACAGAGUGGCAGAUCUAUCCGUGUAUAUAAUCUUUGUCUAUGGCUACCAAAAAUUUUUGUCACUUCGAUGGAGUUUUAAGGUUAUAAGUAUUCGUCAAUUUCAUUUCUAACGAAAUUGUUAUAUUUAUUCAAUUUCUCAGAAUAAUGGGAACGUGUAGCGAAUAUAUAAAAUCGAUUUUUCCUUUAAUAGAUGAUGACUUAAAAAAAUAUGUUGAAGAUGUCCUGUUAAACGGUGCAGAUGAGUUUGAAGACAGCGACGAAGUUUAUGAAGCUAUAGGAGAAGUUUUGCAAGAAAUAUCCAAUGAUAAGUCCGAAGAAGAUAUCAGGAAUAUAUGCGAUCAACUACUUUGUAUGUUAAAACCUGAAAGGACUAAAGCAACUGCUAAUGGAGCAAUGAAAGUAUUAAAUGCACCAGUUCAUUUAGGUUCUAUGGUAGAUAACACAGGGCAAAAUGUAGAAGAUGUCAAAAGCAUAUGGCUGAUACAAAGAGACGAUUCACUGAAAGUUGAUGCAAAAAAAUUAGAAAAAGCCGAAGCCAAAUUACAAGAAAAACAAGACAAGAGAACUAAAGAAGUGAAAACAAUUGCACCACCUAAGCUACAAACUGCUACAGCAUCUCAAGUUACCAGUAAAAAAGAUAGUAAAUUGGAAGCCAAAGGUACUAACAGAACACAGGAUAUUAGAAUAGAGAACUUUGAUGUUGCAUAUGGAGACAGGGUGCUACUACAAGGAGCUGAUCUAACACUAGCUCAUGGUAGAAGAUAUGGUCUUGUUGGUCGAAACGGCUUAGGAAAAAGUACUUUACUUAGAAUGAUUUCAAGUUUUCAGCUAAGAAUUCCUUCACAUGUAUCGAUUCUUCAUGUAGAACAAGAAGUUAUAGGAGACGAUACUUUGGCAUUAAAUAGUGUUUUAGAAUGUGAUACUGUAAGAGAAGAGUUGCUUAAAAGAGAACGAGAGAUUAAUGCAGCCAUUAAUACUGGCUCUGUUGACCCUCUGCUGAAUAGCCAAUUGACAGAAGUAUACAACCAAUUACAAAACAUAGAAGCAGAUAAAGCACCAUCUAAAGCUUCUAUAAUUUUAAAUGGUUUAGGUUUUACAUCAGAAAUGCAACAGAAUGCGACAAAAACGUUUUCUGGGGGAUGGAGAAUGAGAUUAGCAUUAGCACGUGCUCUAUUUUCAAGACCAGACCUUCUACUUCUUGAUGAACCUACGAACAUGUUGGACAUUAAAGCCAUCAUUUGGUUAGAAAAUUAUCUACAGAAUUGGCCAACGACGUUACUUGUGGUAUCUCAUGACAGGAAUUUCCUAGACACUGUACCUACUGACAUUUUACACCUGCAUUCUCAAAGGAUAGAUGCAUAUAGGGGUAAUUAUGAACAAUUUGAAAAAACUAAAACCGAAAAACUGAAAAAUCAACAAAGAGAAUAUGAAGCUCAAAUGCAACAACGACAACAUGUUCAAGAAUUCAUUGAUAGAUUUAGAUAUAAUGCAAAUAGGGCCGCCUUGGUUCAAUCUAAAAUCAAAAUGUUGGAAAAACUUCCUGAAUUGAAACCAAUUGUUAAAGAAGUAGAAGUGGUACUCAAAUUACCAGACACAGAAACUCUCUCACCCCCUAUUCUGCAACUUGAUGAGAUUAUGUUUCAAUAUACAUCUGAACGGGUUAUAUUUAGUAAUGUUAAUCUUGGUGCUACAAUGGAUUCAAGAAUAUGUAUUGUUGGUGAUAAUGGUGCCGGUAAGACUACACUUUUAAAGAUCAUUAUGGGAAUUUUAUCUCCUACGUCUGGAAUGAGACAUGUACAUAGGAAUCUAAAAUUUGGUUAUUUCAGUCAGCAUCAUGUAGACCAAUUAGAUAUGAAUGUUAAUUCUGUGGAAUUACUCCAACAGACCUAUCCUGGUAAACCAAUUGAAGAAUAUAGAAGACAAUUGGGUAGCUUUGGAGUAUCUGGCGAUUUAGCAUUACAAACAGUAUCAAGUUUAUCAGGAGGUCAGAAAUCUAGGGUGGCAUUUGCAAGAAUGUGCAUGGGUCGACCGAACUUUUUAGUCCUAGAUGAACCUACUAAUCAUUUAGAUAUAGAAACCAUUGAAGCAUUAGGAAAAUCUAUUCAAAAAUAUACGGGUGGUGUAAUUCUAGUUUCCCACGACGAACGACUUAUACGAAUGGUCUGCAAUGAAUUAUGGGUCUGCGGAAAUGGCUCAGUUAAAAGUAUAGAAGGAGGUUUUGAUGAAUACCGCAAAAUAGUGGAACAAGAGCUAGAAGCUGCAGCACAAACAAAAUAACAUUUUUCAUUUAUUAAAUUGAAAAUAAAAGCACUGUGUUUCAGGCUUCAUGAAAUAUUAAGAUCGUGACUGUUCCAAAUAUUGCUCUCAAAACAUUAAGUUUUUUCCCAUUUUAUGGGAAUGAAUAUAAUAAGAUGAAAGAAUAAAAUAACAUUUAAAAAUGGUGCUUAUUUCCACUCAUUGUAAUUAUUAAAGCAAUUUGAGUCAGCACUUCUUGCUGAACAGUAAAUGGCAACCCAGCAUUUAUUUUAUGAAGAAAAUUCAGUUUUUGUUGUAGAGUAUUUCAACAUAACAACAACAUGACUUUUGACAGUACAAUAGUCAGCACUUAUGGAAAUUUUAAAAUUCACAUAUAUUUUCUUUAUUUCUAAAGAGCAUUAACUCAAAUUUCUUUUUGGUCAGUGCUUUCACCUGCUUUAUUCAGUAUUAUUAAACCUCUACUUUAUACUCUUUAUAGUUAUAAAUACCAACAUUUUUUCAAACUACAAUGAAUAAAAAAAUAGACAUUAUAUUUUUGGCAGCAUUUGAAAUUACUGGUUUCAAAUAACUUACAAUGUCUAACCACAACAGUCCUUAAAAUCUAACUGAUUAUGAAAGUUGUGAGAAAGAAAUAAAUUUUUUUGCCUACUAUAUAGUUAUUCUUUGAAAUUAUACAGAAGUGAUAUAUUUGAUGUUUUUAAAGGGGGGACAUGAGCCAAAAUUUUAAAUUUUUCUUUAAAAAAAAACAAAUAUUUUUUAUUGGCUUGAAAAAUUCUUUGAACCCUUUAGAAUUCACUGGUAUGACCAAUUUUGUUUUCUAACAAUUAUAAUUUUAAAAAUCUAAUACGUAUUUGAUUUUUCGUAGUCACUUGCAACAAAACACUCCAAAUAAACCAAACGCUGCGCCCUCCAAACAAUCAUUUUCGCGCACGGUCUGCAACCUGCAAUAAACUAUUUUGCGUGCUUAUUUGUGUGUUUGUCGACAUGGAUGUAACUGAUAUUACUAUAACCGCUGGUUUCUUUUUAAUUGUAGAGGUAUUAGCGGUUAAUAG